AUGUCCUCCACCCUUCUCCUCCUCUUCCUUCUCCUUAGCUUGGCCAUCACCUCCUCGGGGACACCACUCCGACCUGGUUUUUACUCAGAAACCUGCCCGGAAGCAGAAUUUAUUGUUCGGGAUGUCAUAAAAAAAGCCAUGGUUAGAGAAACCAGAAGUGGUGCCUCUGUGAUGCGUUUGCAAUUCCAUGAUUGUUUAGUUAAUGGGUGUGAUGGCUCAGUGUUGCUGGAUGACACUCCAUACAUGCUUGGGGAGAAGCUAUCUUUGUCGAAUAUUAAUUCCUUAAGAUCAUUCGAAGUAAUUGACGAAGUCAAGGAAGCCUUAGAGAAUGCCUGUGCAGGUGUCGUCUCGUGUGCUGACAUCGUAAUCAUGGUUGCUAGAGACGCUGUUGUUCUGAGUGGAGGACCAAAUUGGGAAGUAAAACUAGGCAGGCGAGAUAGCUUGACGGCCAGCCAAAAAGAUUCGGACGAUAUAAUGCCAAGCCCUAGAGCUAAUGCAACUUCUCUCAUUAAUCUCUUCAGCGGAUUCAAUCUCUCUGUCAAAGAUCUAGUAGCCCUUUCUGGCUCUCACUCCAUUGGCAAAGGAAGGUGCUUUUCCAUAGUCCACCGACUAUAUAAUCAAUCAGGUACAGGAAGACCCGACCCUGCCAUUGAACCGAAGUUCAGAAAGGAGCUAGAUAAGCUUUGCCCACUAGGAGGAGACGGAAAUGUGACAGGGAACUUGGAUGCCACCCCAAAGAAAUUCGACAACCAGUUUUUUAAGGACUUGGUAAACGGGAGAGGAUUUCUUAAUUCCGAUCAAACGUUGUUCACUCAUCCGAAGACUAGAGGGUAUGUGAGACUGUUCAGUAGAAAUCAGAGAGAAUUCUUUGAGGCCUUCGUCAAGGGGAUGAUUAAAUUGGGUGACUUACAAUCUGGUCGCCCCGGAGAAAUCAGAAAGAACUGUAGGGUAAUCAAUGGCCGGCCACUGGAGGAUUUAAUUGAUGACUUUUAA
Messenger RNA from Fraxinus pennsylvanica, 993 nucleotides. The record is from the annotation of a GenBank genome assembly. Lineage: Eukaryota; Viridiplantae; Streptophyta; Magnoliopsida; Lamiales; Oleaceae.